Molecule: messenger RNA, 928 nt
Organism: Mytilus californianus (California mussel)
Lineage: Eukaryota; Metazoa; Mollusca; Bivalvia; Mytilida; Mytilidae
Exons: 8
Coding region: 73-882 (269 amino acids)
Source: RefSeq, a predicted model, not a curated record
CAUACACCUACAACAGCUGUUCCUGAUUUACCGCCAGGCUAUCUGUGUAACAAGGAGUUAUGUCGCAGCGAUAUGUACUGUCAUAUUGUGAAAUAUGAUGGAGUGGCUACAAGCAGAUGUCUUGUCAUAAAUGCAAUAAAACCUUGUCAGUCGUAUAAAGAUGUUGAAGACAAUGGUUGUAUAUGCCAUAACACUAGCUGUUCAAUCAAUAUAUUGGCAGAAUUUUCAGUUCAUAACCCAGAAACAACCACAACAACGACUACAACAACGACUACAACAACUCCUACCACAACUCCUACCACAACUCCUACCACAACUCUUACCACUACUCCUUCCACUACAACUCCUUCCACAACUCCUUCCACGACAACUCCUACCACAACUCCUACCACGACAACUUCUACCACAAUUCCUACUAAAACUCCUUCCACAACUCCUACCACGACCACUCUUACUACAACACCUACAACAACUCCUACCACAACUCCUACUACAUCUCCUACCACGACAACAACUUCUGCAACUACCACAAUGACAGGUCCAAGGACUUGUCAUAUAUGUGGAGAUACGUCUUUACCAGUUCCAUGCAGCAGUAGGCAAAUUGGAAGAGAUUUAUCACAAACCUGUAAAACUGGAGAAAACUACUGCAUGACAGAUAUCGUUCGAGAUGACCAAGGCAAUGUUGAUGUUUUCAAAAGAUGCGUUGAUUUAGCUACAUGUGAAAAGAAAUGGAUAACAGAGUCGGCCGAUCUAGAUUAUUGUAAACGCUAUGGAGUAGUGAAAAAUCCGUAUGCCUUUUCAUGUCAUUUUUGUUGUACCCAAGAUAAAUGCAACUCUAUGUUAGUUCCGAAUACAACCACGUGGUAUACUAAGACCAAUUAAAAUGGGAAUUCUUGUUGCUACAAAGCCAAUAAAAAGUUAAUAACGA